AUGGAAGCUUUACGCCCACAAGAGCCGUCACAUCAGCAGCACAACGGCAACAUCGUCAGUCUUGACGAGGAGCUACCUCCCCCGCCUGAGCCGUUCCCGGAGUAUAGGUCAGCGCAGAACGGGCACACGACUGCUCCGCAGGUACGCUCGUCCCUUCAGCGUGCUCGUCAUUACUUUCAUGCUGACUCACAGGUGCUGCAACAGGACUAUGCCACUCUCCAAUCUACAUGCGUAGCUGUCCUUCACUCGCUAUUGCCUUCGGACGCCGGAGAUCGCCGCUCGGCGUUUUUGGCGGAAGGGGAUCAGCCCCUCGCGGCCGCCUUGACGGAACUGCUCGAGACGACGUAUGAGCUGGAGUCGUUCGGUCCUUCCCCAGCAUAUGAGGAGGUGGCUGGUCCGUCUACCCCUCCGGCGGUCACCGAGCGAUCUGGAGCGGAAGGCAGCUUCGCGGCCCUGGCGGAGCACCUGGGAGGUCUGCAGUCUGGCCUGGAGGCGCCGCGGGCUGCGCACUCGAGGGAGAGCCUGCAGCCGGCGAUAGAUGUCUAUAGGCAGCAGGUGACGGUGGAGCGGAUACAGACAUUGAGUAGGGUGGUACUGGGUAUGGUGCGAGCUAGGGAGUCAGGUCCGUCAGAGACUGAGCGGAAUGGGACACUCGAUGUGCCUACCGUACAGCAGCGGACGGAGGCUCGAACACCGGAGUAUGAGCUCAAUGAGAAGCACCUCGACGAUCUCCCGGACUACGAGGAGAUAUCUCAAGCGAACGGUAUAUCGGACAAGAAGUCGGAAGCGGGACCUUCGUCACCCCGCCAAGCCCCUCCGUCCGAGAAGAUGCUCCACGACUUUGAACACCUCACCUCCGCCAUCGAACGCCUAGGCGCCCUCUCCACCGGAUACGCGGAUCAACGGUCCGUCCUUCGGCCUGUACGCCCUCGGUCUAGCUCGCCUGUUCUACGCGCCGCGAAUGGUACCAAGGGCAAAGGGAGGGAAGAGCGGCAAAUGUCAGAUAAAGCCAAGAUGAAGGAGUUGGAGGAUAUCUGGCGCAAGAUUGAGAGGGCGCAUGGGAAGCGCCGGAUGAGAGACGAUCAGCGGGUGGAUAUGGAGGGCGUGAGGGGCAGAAGAGCGGAGGAGAGGAGUCAGUUCUUGCAGGAAUUGUAUGAGCGGGCGGAGAUGAGUAGGAUGAAGGGGCAGGAUGGGGAGAUGGGGACUGUGAACGGAGAUCUGGCCAGGGCGAGGGAAUUGAGAGACCGAGAUCAGUUUCUGCGGGAGUUACUGGAGACAUCUGCUGGUGCGAGAUUGGAGGAUCAGGAUGCGUCCGCACCGACCGAAGAUGCAGUACGCCACAGGCAGCACGAAGCUCAGCGACAAGCCUAUCUGCAGGACAUGGUCGACCGGAUGCGAUCUGGCCGACUCGAAACUCAAGACUACCCCCAGACCCCCGAAGACCGCAUUGCUCUCAGACGCCAGUCGCUCGUCGAUUCGCUCGUCAACUUUUCCUCUUCAGGCCGGAUGGCGGACCAGGACUCCAGACCGCCGACACCGAGGCACCGGUCUUUCCAGGGGCAAGAUCCGCACGAGCUCGUCACGAUGGAGAACUUCUUCAAGGACGGGCCGCAGAUCCCUGAUGCGCGGGACGGGCGAGGAAGGAGUUCGUCUGGUACGGUCGAGGCGGAGAAGAAGACGGGGACGCUCAGGGGAAUGAUGAGGAGGCGGAGUCAGGCUCUGGGUUUGGGGCUGAAGAGCGCAAAGGAGACCGACUUCUCACAGGUCAAUUAUAUCGCUGAGCACCAAGAGAACCUCAACAUCGUCACCGUCACAUUUUUCGGCCCCCAGCUCCCCCUCAGCUCGGAUCUCCAGCUCAAAUCGUUCGACCCCGCCUCCUGCUCCCGCCCCGCCGUCGAGGCCAUUCUGGAGAUAGGCAACUCGUCCCUUCGGAUUCCCCUUCCAGUCCCUAUACAGUCACACCAAUCCGUCCCGCUCAUCGCACACGGUCUUCACCUCGAAGCCAAGCUCUCGUCCGUGCCUAUGGCAACUUUUGCGCCGAGCCUGAUCUCAUCGGUCAGCCACCCGCUCUCGGCGUCGGAACUGCGCAAACUCAAUCCCCGCGGUCUGUGCUGUACCACCUGCGAUCGGGAGAUCGCCUCUAUAUCCGCCAAAGGCUUAGGGGGGAAGGAGGACGAGCGUUUCAAGGACCUUCCAAGCGAGCAUUGGGCGGAGAUGAUGGAGGUAUGGAUGUGUCACGAUGAUCCUGGCUUUACAGCACGGCUGGCAAAGCAAACCAAGGAGGGGUUCUGGCCGGCCAAGGGUCGGGUUCUUGUGGGUGGGAGCUACGUCCUCGUCAAUGCCGCAGACGUCAAGCGGGCAAAUAUUACCUCAAAGUCUACCAAGCUGAUCAGGCAGGAUACAAGUUGGGAUGUGCAGCGAUGUCUCUGCGGCGAAAUCCUGGGCAAGGCGAGAAAGAUGGACAAUCAGCCUGGAGCGGGGACUGUGCGGUUCUCCAAGUGGGCGCUGGCGCUGUUGAGGGAUGAUGAUGUCGAUGGGGAGAACGUCGAACCCACUCGAUAUCCUCUCGAAACUUACAUUACGUCCGACAUGCUUGACCUCGCGCAAGCGCACGCUACCUAUCGCCUCAUGAUAAUCGACGAGGAGACGGAUAAACAGAAGAUCUUGGUUACUGAUCUACAGAUCUGGCUCUUCAACCCCUCCCUACGCAUAUCAUACCGCCGCUCAUCCCCUUCCAUCGCUGCUCCGCCUUCGCCACUCCGCACUUCGCGUUCGGCCAAGUCUUCUCGCCGCUCAAGCGUCGCCUCUGCUUCUUCACGCUCCUCUCCUACGGUACCCGAAUCGUCCACAGGCCACUCCAGAUCACUCCGAGCGUGCAAAAUCAUGUAUCGCCAAGUCUCGAGUGGAGACGGCGCGCAAGGUCAGGGACAGGUAGAGGAGCUUAGGUAUCCAUCAGAGGUGGUUAAUCGGCUCUUGGGCGCCCUGGAGGCGAGUACGCUGGUGUAUCCAGAGGAGAGGCGUAAGAUGGGGUCAUGGGAUGUUGGGUUUUUGGCCAGGAUGUGA
Dioszegia hungarica is the source of this 3063-nucleotide messenger RNA. RefSeq names its product HECT-like ubiquitin-conjugating enzyme-binding-domain-containing protein. Bases 1 to 3063 code for a protein of 1020 amino acids. NCBI's taxonomy places the organism in Eukaryota, Fungi, Basidiomycota, Tremellomycetes, Tremellales, Bulleribasidiaceae. Gene Ontology annotation, cellular component: nucleus; ubiquitin ligase complex; cytosol. The record is from RefSeq and is a predicted model, not a curated record. The transcript is spliced from 7 exons. Gene Ontology annotation, molecular function: ubiquitin protein ligase activity; ubiquitin conjugating enzyme binding; cyclin binding. Gene Ontology annotation, biological process: proteasome-mediated ubiquitin-dependent protein catabolic process; protein autoubiquitination; protein polyubiquitination.